Agrilus planipennis (emerald ash borer) is the source of this 1684-nucleotide messenger RNA. Its product is annotated as palmitoyltransferase ZDHHC16. Gene Ontology annotation, molecular function: palmitoyltransferase activity. Gene Ontology annotation, biological process: protein palmitoylation. NCBI's taxonomy places the organism in Eukaryota, Metazoa, Arthropoda, Insecta, Coleoptera, Buprestidae. The transcript has 7 exons. Gene Ontology annotation, cellular component: Golgi apparatus. The coding region runs from base 341 to 1471 and encodes 376 amino acids. The record is from RefSeq and is a predicted model, not a curated record.
CUGUCUAUUGUCCUGCAGGUUAUGUUUGUGCCAUUUGUAAUCAAUUUCCAAGUUUUUAAAAUAAAUUAUAUUAGCAACUUUGUUAUGGAUACUAGUGACUAAAACUUAAAAGAAUUAUUGAACAUAUUUAUAAUAUUCUAAACUAAUGACAAGUGAAUAAAAAAAGCGAUUGUACAAUCGGCCCGUCUAAAAAACAUUACCAAAAGUCAUGUAACCUCUAAGAAUAAUGUAUUUGUGUAUCAAUUUAGCUCUUGAAAUAUUUUUAAAAUAUUUCUUUAUUCCUUAGCACUUAAAUAAAAUGUCAUAUUUUCUUAUUUACACAGUUUAAGAAUUUUUAAAAAUGGUAAUAGUGCGCUGGAGAUUUAAACAAGUUCCCAAACAAAUAUUUGAUUCCUCUCAACUAUUUUUUCGAAAAUGCAAGGUAACUAUUGGGUCUUUAAUGUACAACCAUUUUCUAGAUCAAAGUUAUGCUGCUGAUGUUUGCAUGGAACCUAUGUUUUGGUUUGUAGACAACUUUACUUGUGCAAUUGGACCAUUAUUUGUGGCUGCUGUAAUAGGUUUGACUACAUCAGUGGUGUUGAUAGCUUACUGGAUUGGUUUGCCUUAUUGGUGGAACAGGAACCCCUACAUAUGUGUAAUUCUAGUCAUUAUUGGACAUUGGUUACUUAUAAAUAUUUCUUUUCAUUAUUAUAUGGCUGUUAGGACUCAUCCGGGAUAUCCACCUCAAGGAGAAUUAAUUACUGAGGCUGUAAGCAUAUGUAAGAAAUGUAUUUCACCAAAGCCUCCAAGAACACAUCAUUGCUCAGUUUGUAAUAGAUGCAUUUUGAAAAUGGAUCAUCACUGCCGUAUCCUUAUAUUAGCAUGGCUGAAUAACUGCGUAGGUUACAGAAAUCACAGGUAUUUUUUUUUGUACAUGGUGUACAUGAUACUUGGAGUCUUCUUUAUAAUUGUUUGUGGUUUUGAAUUGGCCUAUGCUGUAAUUUGGCUGGAUUUUGAAGAUGGGGAAGAACCAGAACUUGAAGGCCACCCUGUAAAAUAUAAUCGAACUGGUGCGCUAAUCCCCGUGACUGAUUUUUUAUAUUUAAAUGUUGCCAGUGAGGAUUAUUCUGCUCAAUCUGGAAACAGUAGUCCUUGGAGAAGGAGAGCCAUAAUUUAUAUGGCCUUAAUUAAUAGUGGUGUAUUUGUAGCAUUAGGUGGUUUAGCUAUGUGGCAUAGUAAAUUAAUUGGAAGGGGUGAAACAAGUAUUGAAGCAAAUAUAAAUAAGACAGAAAGUGAAAGACAUGCAAAAUUAGGAAAGACAUAUAUUAAUCCAUACAAUUUUGGUAAAAAGAAGAAUUGGAUGCUAUUUUUAGGGCUAGUGCAAGGAAGAUCAUGGGUAAGGCACGUUUUACUUCCAUCUGCGCAUGAACCAGUUGGUGAUGGACUCAUUUGGCAUACCAUACAUGAUGAUGAUAUAAAUAAUUGGCCAUAAAGUAGAUGGAGAUAACUUUUUUGGGGGGUCUAUAUUUUUUUUAAUAUAUUGUCUAGGUUUAGUAAAUUUUCCAAGUUUUUUUUAUAAGAACUAAAGUAUUAAGUACAAUAGGUACAUAACUGAUAAAAACCUGCAAACGAUGUUUUCAAUUGCUUGUAAAUAAUAACAUACUUGAAAAUUCUAAAUUUAUUAGUUUUUUCGUUUUGAAAUGAA